UUCAAACGGCUUCGGUUUUAGUGCGACAGUAAGUGUUAAUAACAGUGUUUUAAACGUUUUCUUUCUAAAUGUGUGCUUAGAUAAGAUGCCACUGAGCGUCGCAUAAUGAUUAAACACGGGUUUGAAGCUAAAAAACCCUCCAAUGUUGGUUAUUUAUUAAGUAAGAGUAUUUUUCGGGACUGUUUAUCGUACGAGAACAAAGCUUCAUUAACAAAACAAUGGAGUUCGUCGCUGACUCGAUAGAUAGCAAGUGUCAGAGAGGUUCACUGAACUCAGAUAUGCAGACGGAAACAGCAAAGAGGAGGAGACAACCUGACCGAAGCGAGAGCGGGGAGAGGAGAGCAGAGCCGCGGGAUAUCGAAGAGAGACCCGCGGGCAGCAGAGCCCGGAGCUCCGGGGAGGACAAGGCAAGGUCAAAUUUGAGCUUUGACGCUCCGCAGCAGAAACAGAAGCAGGCAGUAGGAGACCGACGAAGAAGGAGGACUGAGAGGAAAGGAGAGGAGGAAGAGGAGUGGGAAGAGAGAGGAAGAGGGAAAGACAGAAGCGGAGGACAUGGGGGGAGGGGAGGGAGGAGGGUGGCGUCAGAAGGGCACGAUGGGGGCGAGGACUGCAGGAGGCUCAGGUGGAGAGUCAAUGAUGUGGAGAAAGAGAAACUGCAGCUGAAGGCGAGCCACAACCAGGAGGUGUGUCGGCUGCAGGCAGAGCUGACCCGGCUCCGGUGUUCGGUGGAGCGCGGCGAGGCUCAGAGGGUGGAGCUUCAGUACCAACUGACUCUGAGCCGCAGAGAUGCCGAGCGAAUCACCGAGCUCAGCAGAGACAAACAGGCGCUCACAGAGCGAGCGGCGCAGCUCCAGCAGGCGGUCGAGGAGCUGCAGAAAGCUCUGGACAUCACGCGGCAGGCCAGCGAGGGAGACCGGCACGCUUCGCAGCGUGAGGUGGAGGAGCGAGAUCGACUGAUUCAGAGUUUCAGCUCUGAAAACCAGAGACUGCACCAACUGCUGAAGGAUCAGGAGGUUGCUCUGGAGGAGUCAGAGACGAGGCUGGCCAAGGUGCAGACGGAGCGAGAGAAGGAGGCCGAGGUGAAAAGACGACGUGCCGACGAGCUAAAGCAGCUGAUGGAGAGAGAGGAGAGGAGCCGCAGGGAGAAGGAGCUGCUGGAGCAGAGGGUGAAGUCUCUUCAGUCGAACAUCGAGGCAGAGCGAGGUGCUCACCUGGAGACAAAGUUCAACUCUGAGAUCGUCCAGCUGCGUGUGCGGGACCUGGAGGCGGCGGUGGCGGUGGAGCGGUCCGGCCAGCAGGAGGCACAGAGCAGCCUGGAGCUGCUGAGAGCUCAGUUCAGAGAGGUGGAGAACGCUUACAGCCGGGAGAGAGAGAGGAGCAGCAGCACUGAGCGCGCUCUGGAGCGGUUGCAGUUAGAGUACGAGCAGUGCAAGUCUGUCAUGAGCGCUGCUUUGGAAACGGAGAGGAAGACGACCUACGACCUCUCAGAAAAACUUGAGGAGGAGGAACGACAGCAUGCAAACACACACUCACUGCUGGAGCAGGCCGUUCAGAGGCAGUGCGACACAGAGGAGGCGUUUGUGACCUGUGUGAAACAGAUCAGAGACGCUCUGCAGCAGCACACCAGCGAACCAUCAGCGCAACCUGCAGAGGAUGAUGGGAAACAGAGUCUUCCUGCUGAAGUCCUGCAGCUGCUGAGGACCACGCUCAGCUCAUACCAGCAGAGGCUGUUAGACACUGACAGACAGCUCCAGGAUCUGCUGCUGCUGUCGGAGAAGCUGCAGGAGGAGAACCAGACUCUUCAGCAGCUGACCUCAGAUCAGAGGAGUCAGAUUGAUGAGUCUCAGCAGGAGACGCUGAAACUGAAGGAGGAGGUGUCUCGCUUACGCCAGGAGAGCUCUGAUUGGUCGACACAGAGUCAAAGCCAGGAGGCCGAGCUGCAGAGAGAGAGGGAGGAGAGGAAGAGAGAACUAGAGAAGGAGAGGGAGGAGAGGACAGCAGACGUCCAGGAGAUAACUGAACACUACAAGAAAGAGUCGACGGCCCAUCUGUCCUUCCUCUACUGCCUCUACCAGCGCCUGCUGGCUGGCUGCGUCCUCCUCGAUCAAUCUCAGAGCAUUCUGGGUAACUUCACCUGGAAGGAGCUGUGUGAUGUCAUCAGCGAGCAGGUGGACCAGCUGACCUCUGACCUCAAGAAAGCCAACAACAAGAUCGCCCACUUGCAGAGCGUGUGCGACAAGAAGAGUGUGUGUGUGCGCGAGCUGCAGCGGAAUCAGGAGUGUGUGUUGUCCCGUCUGGAGGAGAGCGUGAGGAGGAGGGAGGAGGAGUGGAGCAGACAGCACACGCACACUGUGAGGGGGCUGCAGAGCGAGCUGCAGGUCUGCCGCUCUCAGUGCGACUCUCUCCGUGAUCGCACCUCCUCUCUGGAGCAACGCUGUUCUUCGCUGACCUCUGACCUCUCCCAGCUCAGAGGCCUCCUCUCUCGAAGCCGCAAGGAGUCCUCGUCCUUCUUCUUAGCCUGCGCCCUGCUGGGUGGAGCGCUGAGGCACGCUCACCACCGUCUGUGUGGGCUUUCUGAGCAGAAGAAAUUCCUGUGCCGGCAGCUGGCAGAGCGGGAGCAGCUGGAGGAGGAGGUGAGGAGGCUGGUUGAUGCUCUGGAAGGAGAGAAAGACCAAGAGAAGGAGGAAGAGAAGAAGAGAGAGAGGACGAGGAGGGCAACGAAGAGGUGGAGGAGGACUGUGUGUGCUGUGCUGGCAGUGAGGAGGUGGUGUUCGCUGGCCAGGAACACGACAGUGUUGCUUCGUCUGGAGAGAGGAGGCGGAGCUCCAGCUGUCUGCGUCUGUGGAGGGGCGGAUACGGCGACACAGAAGGCUCGAGACACAGCAGACAAAAAGCUGACUGAUGGUCGUGAAGGUCUUUGUGCUCGUUUGUUUGGAUCUAAACGUCUCUCAUCCACCAUCCUGACCUCCAUGUCUGACCUGCAGGAGGCUCUGGGAGACUCUGAUUCGUCCCCUCCACUCUUGCUCUCAGUGGCUUGCGCAAGCUUGUCCCGCCUCCUUGAUCUCCUCCUCGACCAAUCAGAGUCCAGCCUAUCAUCCUGUGGCGUGAAGGAGGAGACACUGAGCAGCCGAAUGAGGCUCGGUCUGAGUAGCCUGACGUCUUUGCAGUCUGACACAAAGCAGAGUUUGGUGUCGGUCCUCCAGCAGCAUUUCCUGGUCUUCAGCCAGCGGCUGCAUUCGGCAGAGGUGGAGAGGCGGAGCCUGCGGCUGGAGGUGGCCAAUCUGAGGAAAGGACUCCGGAAGGAGACGAGCAGAAUGGUGCCAGACGAGCGUUUCCAGAGUGUGUGCGUGGAGCUCCGUCAGGCUCUGAGCAGAGAGCAGGAGGCUCAGAUGCUGAUCCAGGAACAGUCCAACCAGCUGCACACGCUGCAGCGGCAAGUCGACGAAAAUGCUGCCGAGCAAGCUGAAACACAGCGCACACUGAGACAGACCACACAGGUGCUGUCAGAGGCUCGGCAGGAGGUGAAUCGGAAAGAGCGCUCACUGAGGAUUCUGGGUAAGCACCUAUCAGGGAUUCAGAAGGGGAAGAAGCAGGUGGAGGAGAGGCUGCAGCGAGCUGAGGAAGAGCUGAGCGAUGCCAGCAGACGUCGGGACGGUGUGGUCAGCUGCAUGAAGGCUGCAGAGGCGAGUUGCAAGCAGUUCAGGGACAGUCUCGUCCAAUCACAACACUCUCUGAAGGUCAAGCCCCGCCCCUUGCUGUUACCUCACGAGAACCUAGAGUUGAGUGGAGCAGAGAGCAUCAUGGGAGCUCCUGAGGCGACAGCGUGCCAGAGUUUUCUCUCCGCCGUCUCUCAGCUCUGCCACACCUGCAGCUCCAGGAUUGAUUGGCUUGAGCAGGAAGUCUCUGCCCACCGCAGUCAUGUGACAGCACUGCGUAGCGAGCUGCAGGAUGCCUGUCUCCGUGACAACUUGGCCUUUGUUCCUGUUUCUGAUUUCACAGAAACCUUUCCUGUCGCUGACUUGGAAAUACCUCAAGCUGUUCCCCUCUGUGAUUCAAAGAACCCGAUGAUCACUGUAAACCACUCCCCCUCUAAGGUAAACCCCACCCCUCCAUCAAAAGCAAGUUCCUCCCCUACAUCGGCUUCUUGCAAAGUCACCGUGGGUCAAACGAAGUUGAAGAAAGCCACAAAAAAAACCAGAGGCCACGUGAAGAGCGGAGGGCGGAAAUGAUCACAUAUAUAAUGAUACAAACCACAGAAGAAGAAACACUUUUUUGAAGUUGUGGAGGCAUUCUGAUUUUAGAAACUUCUCCUUCAAAUAACCAAAACUUUAUUCAUCUGCAGUAGCGGGCAAACAUGCUCUCUCCACAGCUGUCUGGUGACAGACGCCUGAAGGCCAGAUGGUCGAGCGUUACGACGGCGACUCGGUGACGGAUCAGCAGCUGCCGCUGCCACCAGAGCUGCUGUCACUCAGACGCUACUGCUCGUGUGCUGUGGCCGAGUGCGUUCUCAAAAGAUUCAUGUGAAAGAAAACAUCACAGAGAAAGCGUGAAAAUUCUUCUUUAGUGUGUUCAGUCGGUUUUACUCAGUUACCUCACUGCAGAUUUUCUGUUCGUGUUACUUUUUCGCUCUCGUGUGAGCUGAAAUUUUGUUUGUUUGCACACAGAACUCACGAGCAGAUACAUGUCCAGCUAAAGCAGAAAAACUAAAGAAAUAUAAAAGUAUGUUUUUUGUUUAUUGUAUUUGUUUUUACUUAUUUAUUGUCAGAUUUUCAC
This is a messenger RNA of Maylandia zebra (zebra mbuna), 4773 nucleotides long. RefSeq names its product coiled-coil domain containing 171 (gene ccdc171). The record is from RefSeq and is a predicted model, not a curated record. Lineage: Eukaryota; Metazoa; Chordata; Actinopteri; Cichliformes; Cichlidae.